AUGGAGGACGCCCCGAGUACCGGCCCUGCCGAGGCCGUGCCGCCUGAGGAGACUGUGACGAAGAAGAAACUGACGUUGCAAGAGCGAUUGGCGUUGGCGGCGUCGAAAAACGGCCGCAAAGACGAGCCCAAAGAGCCCAAGGAGAACAAGGACCCUAAGGAGAACAAGGACACUGGAUCGGACUCCAAGAUCGCCAAGGACGAGUGGUCGUUGCCGGCGGACUGGAAGACUCUGUCGCAGGAAGAGCUUGUCAAGCUCCUGGACAGGGCUGCGGAAUCGUUCAAUGAUCUGAAAAGGACAAAUCAGCAAUUGGUACGUAAAGUUGACGAUUUGCGUCGCGAGCGGCCCCCCAAGCGCUCGAUCACCCCUGUUGGCGGCGACGACCUUCUGAAGCGCAAGCUCGAGGAGAAGGAGCUCCAAAUCAAGGAAUUGUUGGAGGAAGGGUCCAAGCUGUCGAUGAAGGAGGUGAAUCUGACCCAGACGAUCAAGAAGAUGAAACAGAAGGAAUUGGACCUGGAGGAGGACCUGGCCCGGGCAGAGAAGGAGACUGGCCAGUUGCAGACGCGAAUAGCAGAUUUGGAGUCCGAGAUCGGCCAGUUCAAGCAGAACGAGCGCAGUGUCAAGGAGGACAAGCUCGGCUUUGAGACGUUACAGAACAAGUACGAGAAACUGGUGAAGGAGAACGAGGCGGUGACGAACGAGUUGAAGGAGAUCAAACUAAGGAAGCUCGACGUUCAGCUCCUAAGUACACAGAAACAGCUGGAAGCGGAAACCAAAAAGUCCACCAAGUUGCAAGAAAGACUCGACAAAAUCACAGAGGAGUACAACCUGUACAAAGAGGAGGCGCGUAGCCAGGUUGCGCAGCUCAGCUACAAAGUGGAGCGGGAGCGUACCAGGUACAACGAGCUGACCAAGGAGAACGCGGCCGAGAUUAAGCGGCUAGAAAACAAAAUGGAGGCGUUCAGGCUUAUGAGCGAGUCCGUGGAAAGCAAGUCGGACCUCAACAGCACGUCUGGUGGGUCGACUGUUUCUGUUGACCUGAUCCAGUCUCAGUACACACAUGCACAGGAGAAUUGGAAGCUCAUUGAGAGCAGCUACUUGAAGAAGAUUGCCGGUUUGGAGAACGACGUGGAGCUGUUGAAGCAGAAAGAUAUUUCCAACGCAAAGAAGAUCAAGACAAUGCAAAAUGACCUGAAAAACAGGGUUGCCGAGGUUGGCGAGAUGCUCGAGACCGAGAACGCGCUGCGUGCGGAGAUCGAAGCCAUCAAGAGCAAGCUGGAGACCGCAUACGGAGACCUGGACACGGCCCGUCAAAACUACGAAGCCCUGAAAAAAGACCACGAGUUGGAGAAAAGCAACCUGGAAAAGAAGGUGCAUUCUCUCGAAGAGGACAAGACCCGACUGGCCAACAUCAACAAGCUGCGGGUGGACCCUCAGGCGCCGAUCCAACCGCCUACCGCCUCUCAAAGCAACUUCUACCUGAACGACCUGAACUCGUCCUCGAGUCUGAACCAUUACCGCACCCAACGGUCUGUUUCUGUGGCUUCUAUUGACAACAUUGCAUUGGGCGAGUCGUCGUCCACGCCCAGACCGGCUCCGUUCCCGUACGGGGCUUCGCGUGUGCCGUCACAAGGGUCGUUGUUCUUCAGUCCGGGCCAGUCUCACUCCCAGAGCAACCUGAUGCUGGACACAAUCGACGACUCGCUGGCGACCGAGGACGACGAGUUCCCUGCUCCUUCACCUAUCUCUGCGUCACGGACACGGAGCAGCACCGCCGUCAACCACAUGAACUCGAUGGACGACCUGGAAACGCCGCACUCGUCCACGAUCGGCGGCGGAGGCAGCUCUGCCGCAAACGGCGGCUCCAACAUCCAGCUCAUGGGCAAGCUGUCGUCGCGUAUCCGUCGUCUGGAGCUCGAGAUUCUGGGUCUAAAGGACGAGCUGGCCGAAACCAACACACAGAAACAGGAAGCCGCCGAGGAGAUUGUUCGGUUGUUGCGCGAUAACGAACAAACCACCGAGUACAAGCAGAAACUGGCCAAGUUGGAACAGGAACACCAGUUGCAGUCGUCCAACUACGAGGCAACUCUGCAGUUGCUGGGCCAGAAGUCCGAAAGAUGUAACGAGCUCCAGGCCGACGUGGAGGACCUGAAGGAGAUGAUGAGAGCCCAGGUCCAGCAGAUGGUGGAACUCCAGGAAAAACUGGCUGCUACCUAA
This is a messenger RNA of Ogataea philodendri, 2217 nucleotides long. RefSeq lists its product as uncharacterized. Bases 1 to 2217 code for a protein of 738 amino acids. Gene Ontology annotation, cellular component: endoplasmic reticulum; Golgi apparatus. The transcript has a single exon. Lineage: Eukaryota; Fungi; Ascomycota; Pichiomycetes; Pichiales; Pichiaceae. The record is from RefSeq and is a predicted model, not a curated record.